GUGUGACGCACCCUGGACCCGACAAGAGCGUGCGUUGAUGUCAAAGACAAUGGGGAGAUCCUAUGACAUGACCCUCCGCUCAGGAGCUGCCACCGCAAAACCUCCAAAACCACAACGAAAGGUCGCCUUUUUUUCAGGACCAAGGAACUUGCCCGUUCCCUUCCGUACUGUUUUACAUUUCCACAUUGAGCUGUUACAGCAACCUGCAGAAUCACAAUGACCCUCAAGACGCUCUCGGCUAGGGCCGCCACCGCUCUGGACCAGGAGCUCAUGAGCACCUGCGCCUUCUCGCUGGACCAGCUGAUGGAGCUGGCCGGCCUCUCAGUGUCGCAAGCCGUGUUCCGAGUGCACCCGCCUAGCAAGGGCCGGAGGGUCCUCAUUGCAUGUGGUCCAGGUAACAAUGGGGGUGACGGCCUUGUUGCCGCGAGGCACCUCCAUCACUACGGGUACCAGCCGGCGAUCUACUAUCCAAAGCGCGGCAAGAAUGAACUGUACCAACGACUCACGAAGCAACUGGAGGACCUCGAGGUCCCUUUCGUCGACGACUUCCCGACUGCCCUGAAGUCGUCCGACCAUGUCGUCGACGCCAUCUUCGGCUUCAGUUUCUCGGGCGAGGUCAGGGAGCCGUUCCCAGCCGUUAUCCGCGCUCUCGAAGAGACCCAGGUGCCUGUCACGUCGGUCGACGCGCCAUCGUCGUGGGAUAUAGAGAACGGUCCGCCAAAAUCAGGGCUCGGGAGCAACUUCAACCCUGCUGUCCUCGUCAGCCUCACGGCCCCGAAGCCACUGGCGCAGCACUUCAGGGGCCGCCACUUUGUGGGAGGACGCUUCGUCACGCCGGCCAUCGCCAAAAAGUAUGAGCUCGAGCUCCCAGAGUACGAAGGUCUCGACCAAGUCGCGGAGCUUGGGCCUGCGGGCCAGAAGCUCUGAGCACCAUCUGUCGCCAUCGUCAUUCUUGUCGUAGUCGCCGGCACCAGCUUUUCGUCUCUACCGGGCUCCCACUCCUUUUGGCAGCUACGUUCUGUACACCGCAGGAGUAGGCCCUCGCCAGCCUGUGUCAUAUCACCUGGCAUCCGCCGGUCCUGCUGUUGGGGCAGACUGGGCUCGGACAUUUCCCAAUCACCAUCUCAGUGACCACGGCGUCGACGCCGCGGGGGCACACCAGGAGCGGAGGGUGGUGGUCGGAGCAGAAUUCGAUGAAUACCAUGUACUCUUUCCCGCAGACCAAGCAUUCGGCCAUGUGCUCAGUGCACAUUAAAGCUUGCGGGAGACCCCUGGCGAAAGACCUCGGUUCGUUCGACAGCAGCACAGAGGCGUCGGGUUUCUUUUGCUAUUGCGUGUUUAUCGGUCGCUCGUUAUGGUGUCUUUAUUCUAGGUUCGGAGGUAACCUUUCUUAACUUGAAAGUAGAUUGAUGGGUUUAUAAAAAAAAAUUCUUGCUUUCGGGAAUGGAAACGACGGCUUGCAGAGAAGCCAAUAAAACAGCAAGCAAACAACACCCAAUGGACC
Molecule: messenger RNA, 1504 nt
Organism: Gaeumannomyces tritici R3-111a-1
Lineage: Eukaryota; Fungi; Ascomycota; Sordariomycetes; Magnaporthales; Magnaporthaceae
Product: YjeF protein
Exons: 7
Coding region: 217-927 (236 amino acids)
Cellular component (GO): mitochondrion
Molecular function (GO): NAD(P)HX epimerase activity
Source: RefSeq, a predicted model, not a curated record